Molecule: messenger RNA, 2576 nt
Organism: Styela clava
Lineage: Eukaryota; Metazoa; Chordata; Ascidiacea; Stolidobranchia; Styelidae
Product: nucleolar complex protein 3 homolog
Biological process (GO): DNA replication initiation
Cellular component (GO): nucleolus
Molecular function (GO): chromatin binding
Source: RefSeq, a predicted model, not a curated record
UAUUAAAUGAGAAUUAUUAAAAUUUAAUGAAAUUGACCUCAAUAGUAAAGAGUUAAAGUAUAUAAAAGUUGUUGGCAAUGGAUUUGUGAUUUGAAUUUCUCUCUAUAUGUGAUCAUGGUUUCUGGGAUUGUUGAAAACCAGAACCUUGUAUUUCAAACUAUGGUUUUAUUAGUUUGAACAAUAUCAUCUUUGCAAUAUUACAAGUUAUUUAUAAAUAUGAGUGGAUGUUCACUGUUCAAUAUCCCUAUAUUGUAUUUGAUUUCUCUGUGAUUGUUAGUUAAUUUUAUACAUUGCAAUAUGAAAUUCAUGGGUGUUCAGUUAAUAAUGGAAUAGUUUGGUAUUCUGGUCUUCCGGGUAUAUUUUAUUGUUGGGCAUUCGUCUGGAGUUGAUAUAUUUUAUAAUCUGAAAUCAAUUUUCACACAAAGAAGUUCCAUCAAUUGUGCUUUUUAAGUACCAUAAAUUGAAGCUAAAGUAUGAAAUCGCUCUAGUUUGCAUGGUUCAUUGUUAUAUUGCAGAGAAAAACAACCUUGUUUCUGUGAUUUUUGUCCAAAGAUUGAUAACAUGAAUAAUAAAUGCAAAUAUUGUUCUUACCUGUUAAGCAUUUGUGACUAGAAAACAAAUAUAGGCUGUAUCAGAUUUAAAAUGGUACUGGCAUCCAAAGCAGACAGAAGACGAAAGCGGCGCCUUUCUGAAAACGAGCCGCAGUAUGAGAAGGUGGCAAGGAUAUCAACAUCUUAUGUAAAAGAAGAUUCGUCUAAAAAGAUAAAGCAUUUAUUGCCAAUCAAGGAUAUUUCUGGGGCUGUGAUUAAGCAGUAUGAAGAGUACUAUGUAGAUGAUGUGGUGGAGAAUGGUGUAAUUGAAGGUGAUCAUCAAGAUGAUGAAGUCAUGGAUAAACCUGAAGAGAAACCCAAAUUAAAUGUUCAACAAAUAAAGAUGCAGAUUGCUAAAAUGUGUUCAAAUAUAGUCAAUGAACCCCAGAUUCACUUCAGCAUUCUGAAGAAACUUCAAAACAUGAUGUGGACAGAAAAACCAAUGGAGACCUGUUUUAUUAUUCGUAAAUUAGCUAUGGCAUCAAUGGCCUGUGUCUUCACUGACAUUAUACCAGGUUAUCGAAUCAGGGAAAGAACCGAAGAUGAAAAGUCUGUGAAAUUAAGCAAAGAAGUUAGAACAUUGGUUGACUUUGAAGAAGGAUUACUGAGACACUAUAGAAGUUUUUUAGAGAGCUUGGAAAAAGUUUUAAAAAAAGAAAAGAAUGAGAAAAAUCCUAUUCUUUCUGGAGAAGAGAAAAAAGAAUUGACUUUCUUGGCAGUCAAAUCUCUUUGUGAAUUGUAUGAAAAGACAACACAUUUCAACUUUCAUAACAAUAUCGUUAUGGUUCUUGUGCCUCUAACAAAUUCUAGCAAUAAACAAAUAUCAGAAAUGUGUUGUAAUUCUGUGAGAAGUAUUUUCCGAAGUGAUAAAUCAGGAGAGGCAUCUUUGGCAACAAUCAAAGUAUUAUGCAAACUAAUAAAAGAUGAAAGUGGAUCAAAGAGAGGGAUUCGUCCUGAGGUUCUUGACACGUUAUUGUCGUUACAUAUAAACCAUGUUGAUUUUGAAGCGAUGUCUCGUCAACCUAACAAAUUGAGUGCAAAGGAUAAGAAAAAGGCUGCUGCGGAAAAGAAAAGGUUGUCAAGAGGUCAACGAAAGCAUUUGAAGCGCCAAGAAAAAUUGCAGAAUGAACUCAAGGAAACAGAAGCCACAGAAAGGAGGGAAACAAAAAUAAAAUAUCACACUGAAAUUAUUCAGCAAGUUUUUCUGGUGUAUUUUAGGAUUUUGAAACAAAAGAAAGGUCAAAGGCCAGAAAGGCUAUUGAAUUCUGUUUUGGAAGGUCUUGCACAAUUCGCACAUCUGAUCAACAUAGAUUUUUUCAGUGAUUUGAUUCAAGUUCUACAGAAUCUCAUAUCUUCUGGUGAUCUUAAUUAUAGGCAAAACUUGUGUUGUAUAUCAACUGCAUUUAAGGUCUUAUCUGGUCAAGGAGAGGCACUCAAUAUUGAUCCGACUGAAUUUUAUAAGCAUUUAUAUGAGGCGUUGUUUCAGCUAAUUUAUUCAACUACUGGAUAUAAACGAAACGUCAAAAGAGGGAGAGAUGAAAAUCGACUUAGUGAUCUGAAUUUAACAAUGAAUUGUUUGAAUAUAAUGCUCAACAAAAGAAGACGGCAGGUAACACUUGGUCGACUGCAAGCAUUCAUCAAACGGCUAGCUGCUUUAUCACUUAAUCUACACCCAGCAAGCUCAGCUAAAGCUGUUUUAGUUAUCACAUCUAAAUUGAUUCAAAGCAACACUAAAACAAAUGCUCUAUUCGAUAUUGAGUCACAAGCCAAAGGUGUGUAUUUGGCGGAACUUGAAGAUCCUGAACAUUGUGGAGCAACAUCUGCUUGUUUGUGGGAACUUCAUGCACUCAGAAGACAUUAUUGUCCUGAUUUGAGAAAGCAAUCCAGUAAAAUAUUACGGGACUCUGCUAAGGAACAACAACAUAGACAUAGAUGAUUUGUCGGAUAGUUUUAAAAUAUAACUAUUACAUUAUUUCUGUUGUGUGA